AUGGCGGCGCAGAGGAUCCGGGCGGCCAACUUGGGCGGCCUGCCACGGUGCAAGUCAGAGGGGACGCUCAUCGACCUCAGCGAGGGCUUCGCUGAGACCAGCCUCUGCGACGUCAAAGUGCCUUCUCCUAGUGCCUUGCUGGUUGACAAUCCCACGUCCUUUGGAAAUGCGAAGGAAGUAAUAGCAAUCAAAGAUUACUGUCCAACUAAUUUCACCACUUUGAAGUUCUCCAAGGGGGACCACCUUUAUGUCUUAGAUACAUCAGGAGGUGAGUGGUGGUACGCUCACAACACCACAGAAAUGGGUUACAUCCCUUCCUCCUAUGUCCAGCCUGUAAACUACCGCAACUCUUCCUUAACGGACAGCGGGAUGAUAGACAAUCUACUGGAGAGCCCCGACGAGGGGGUCAAGGAGUUAGACCUGCUUGGAGAAUGGACUGACAUGAAAAGAAACUCUGUGAAAACCUACAAUAACAACCCAUUCUUGAAUGGAGUCCAGACAAACCCAUUUCUGAAUGGAAAUUUGCAAACAGUGCCCAGCUCGGACAAAGAGUCCAACCCCAACGUCGCCGUUGACUUGCUGCUCUUUGACACAGGGGCUCCUACUUCAGCUGUUUCCAGUUCGGCCACUAAUAGCAGCCUGGGUAACAUUUUUGAUGAGUUUCCAUCCACAAACAGGCUAGAUCUGGAACAGCCUGUGAAAAGGGACAAUCCCUUCUUCAGAAGUAAACGUUCCUACAGUUUGUCUGAACUGUCUGUUCUUCAAGCCAAGUCGGAUGUUCCAGCAUCAUCGGGUUUCUUCAGUGGUUUGAAGUCGCCCACCCCUGAACAGUUCCAGAGCCGGGAAGAUUUUAGGACGGCGUGGCUGAACCACAGGAAGCUGGCUCGGUCUUGCCAUGACUUGGAUUUGCUUGGUCAAAAUCCUGGCUGGGGUCAGACACAACCAGUGGAGACGAACAUUGUCUGCAAGCUGGAUAGCUCUGGUGGAGCUGUUCAGCUUCCAGACACCAACAUCAGCAUCCAUGUGCCAGAGGGUCAUGUGUGCCCUGGGGAGACUCAGCAGAUCUCCAUGAAAGCGAUGCUGGAUCCGCCACUGGAGCUAAACAGUGACAAGUGCAGCACCAUCAGCCCGGUCCUGCAGAUCAAACUCAGUAACAUGGAGGUGAAAACCUUCAUCAUUCUGGAGAUGAAGGUUUCAGCAGAGGUCAAGAAUGACAUCAUGAGCAAGAGUUUGGUAGGACUGCAGUGCUUGCGGAGUGACAUGAAAGAGGGGCCAUACACGCCAAUGCAGCUGAGCUAUUUGUAUGGGGACACGAUCCAGGUGCAGCUGGAGAACCUGGAGCCUUGCAUGUACAUCGCGGCCGUAGCCCAGGGACAGAAUAUCCUCUACCCUUACACUGUUUGGGAUUACAUCAGCAAGAAGAUCACGGUUGGCGUCUAUGGCCCAAAACACAUUCAUCCUUCCUUUAAAACUGUCGUGGCCAUGUUUGGGCACGAAUGUGCGCCCAAGACUCUCCUGGUGAACGAGGUCAUGAGACAGUCCCAUAGCCCUGCUCCUGUUGCCCUCCAGCUCUGGGGUAAGCAUCAGUUUGCUCUGUCCCGGCCUCAGGACCUCAAGCUCUGCAUGUUCUCCAAUAUGACCAACUACGAGGUGAAAGCUAGUGAGCAAGCCAAAAUUGUGCGUGGCUUCCAGAUGAAGUUGGGCAAGGUCAGCCGCCUUAUCUUCCCCAUUGCGUCCCAUGACCCCAACGAGCUCUCAGACUUCACGCUAAGGAUACAGGUCAAAGAUGACAAGGAUGCCAUUUUGACCCAAUUCUGCGUCCAGACACCGCAGCCACCUCCGAAAAGUGCCAUCAAACCAAUGGGGCAGAGGCGGUUCCUUAAGAAGAACGAGGUCGGAAAGAUCAUCCUUUCACCUCUGGCUGCCACUGCCAAGUAUCCAGUUUUUCAGGACCGACCGGUGUUGAGCUUGAAGUACGGCAAGCUGCUGAAGACAGUGGUGCGGCAAAGCAAGAACCACUAUUUGCUGGAGUACAAGAAAGGAGAUGUCAUAGCCCUCCUCAGUGAGGAGAAGAUCAAGUUGAAAGGGCAGCUGUGGACCAAGGAGUGGUAUAUUGGCUACUACCAGGGAAAAAUAGGCCUUGUGCACACCAAAAAUGUGCUGGUGGUUGGGAAGGUCAAGCCCAGCUACUUCUCUGGGCCAGAUCUCACUACCAGCCUGUUGCUUGAGCAGAUCCUGAGGCCCUGCAAGUUCCUGACCUACAUCUAUGCCUCCGUGAGGACUCUGCUCAUGGAGAACCUCAGCAGCUGGCGGUCCUUUGCUGAUGCGCUGGGCUAUUUGAACUUGCCACUCACGUUCUUCUGCCGAGCGGAGUUGGACAGUGAGCCGGAGCGAGUGGCCUCUGUCCUGGAGAAGUUGAAGGAAGACUGCAACAACACUGAGAACAAGGAGAGGAAAUCUUUCCAGAAGGAGCUGAUGACGGCUCUGCUGAAAAUGGACUGCCAGGGGCUGGUUGUCCGGCUCAUCCAGGACUUCGUGCUGCUGACCACAGCCGUGGAGGUGGCCCAGCGCUGGAGGGAGCUUGCCGAGAAGCUCGCCAAGGUCUCCAAGCAGCAGAUGGAUGCUUAUGAGGCCCCGCACCGGGACAAGAUGGGGGCGGUGGACAGCGAGGCCAUGUGGAAGCCAGCAUAUGACUUCCUUCUCACCUGGAGCAGUCAGAUGGGCGACAGCUACCGUGAUGUGAUCCAGGAGCUUCACACCGGGCUGGACAAGAUGAAGAACCCCAUCACCAAACGCUGGAAGCAUCUCACCGGCACCCUGAUCCUUGUCAACUCCUUGGACAUGCUGCGGGCAGCUGCUUUCAGCCCACAAGACCAUGAGGAUUUUGCCAUCUAG
Messenger RNA from Nipponia nippon (crested ibis), 2895 nucleotides. The record is from RefSeq and is a predicted model, not a curated record. NCBI's taxonomy places the organism in Eukaryota, Metazoa, Chordata, Aves, Pelecaniformes, Threskiornithidae.